Messenger RNA from Ilyonectria robusta, 3036 nucleotides. RefSeq names its product HECT-domain-containing protein. Gene Ontology annotation, molecular function: ubiquitin protein ligase activity; protein binding. The record is from RefSeq and is a predicted model, not a curated record. The transcript has 7 exons. Gene Ontology annotation, biological process: ubiquitin-dependent protein catabolic process. NCBI's taxonomy places the organism in Eukaryota, Fungi, Ascomycota, Sordariomycetes, Hypocreales, Nectriaceae. Bases 494 to 2941 code for a protein of 815 amino acids.
CAUUCCCAUCCCAUCGCCCUCUUUCGCUCGCAUCCUCCCAUUACCCAUUUCCCAUCAUCACCUCCUCCACCACCUCCGCCGUUCCUCGAUUCCCGGCCCCCCGCUGCGCUUCUCGUCUGCGUCUGCGUCUGCCGCCUCUCGUCGUCGUCUUCAACCCGCCGUUUCUCCGCCGCCGCCCCGUCGUUGCGUGCAUCGUUGCGACCUGCGUCUUCCCGUUCCGGCCACCACCUCCUCGCCUUGGAAGCGGGGAGCCCGUGUCUGGUCUUUUGGGCCGCCGCCCGUGCACAGCCUCAACCUCCCUCAGCGUCUUUCCGGGGGCGUCGUCAACCUCGCCAUUUGAACUUCUUUCGAGCUGGUUCUUAAAUCUCCCAGCUCUCCCCUGGUGCUUCCGUUUACACCUUCGGCCCCGACUGCGCGCGGCCUGUCCCACCAGAUACUCUCCUGCGUCGUGGUGUUUUAGUCACUCGCUGCGCUGCGCAAGAGGCGAGACAUCAUGAGCAAUCGCACCGACGCUGGGCAGCCCAACAAGCCCAACCUUCGGGUUACCAUCAUUGCUGCCGAUGGCCUCUAUAAGCGAGAUGUCUUCCGUUUUCCCGACCCCUUCGCUGUCGCGACCAUCAACGGCGAGCAGACCAAGACAACUACGGUCAGCAAGCGAACUCUGAACCCAUACUGGAACGAAAGCUUUGACUUCCGUACAAACGAAGAUGGUAUCCUCGCGGUGCAAGUAUUUGACCAGAAGAAGUUUAAGAAGAAGGAUCAGGGUUUCCUGGGCGUCAUUAACAUCCGUGUCGGAGAUGUCAUGCCCGAGAUCGGGGCGGACGCUGAUGAUCAGAUGCUUACACGGGACCUCAAGAAGUCAACCGACAACCUCGUCGUCCACGGAAAACUCAUCAUCAACCUUUCUUGUAACCUCGCUGCUCCAGUUAGAGGCGGCCAAGCAUCGUCGUCGAGUCGUCCCUCGUUAGGUACCGGUCCCUCCAACAUGUCGACACUUUCAGCACCUGCGGGAGACCGCCCUGGCUCCUCCAUGUCAGGACCCAACGGCGCUGGUGGAUCGCAGGUUACCCUGCCGCACCGUCCCUCCAGUAUCAACUCAGCCGGCGGUGCUGCGAACCCCCCUGGUAUUAAUGGUUCCUCGCAAAACCGCCAGUCUAGUCAGCUUAGCCCAUUCGAGGAUGCCCAAGGACGCUUGCCAGCUGGGUGGGAAAGACGGGAGGAUAAUCUGGGUCGCACAUACUAUGUCGACCAUAACACGCGAACCACCAACUGGAACCGCCCUACCGCGGGCGGUGCCGCCGAAUCACGGAACGAUAGAGAGGCGGCGACUCAAGUCGAGCGACAGAGACAUCAGAACCGAACGCUGCCCGAAGACCGGACUGGAUCUAGUUCACCGACAAUGCAUCAACAGCAACCCCAGCAACCAUCUGGGUCUCCCCCCCCUGCUAAUAACGCCAUGAUGCAUACCGGUGCUACGAGCCCGGGCACGGGCGAACUCCCUCCUGGCUGGGAGCAGCGGUGGACACCAGAAGGCCGCCCUUACUUUGUGGACCACAACACACGAACGACGACCUGGGUUGACCCUCGUCGACAGCAGUAUAUCCGCAUGUAUGGCGGCCAGAACAGCGCCAACGGCCAGAUUCAGCAGCAGCCCGUUUCCCAGCUCGGUCCUCUUCCCAGCGGUUGGGAGAUGCGUCUCACCAACACUGCCCGUGUUUACUUCGUCGACCACAACACGAAGACCACCACUUGGGACGAUCCUCGACUACCCUCUUCGUUGGAUCAGAACGUACCCCAGUACAAGCGAGAUUUCCGCCGAAAGCUCAUUUACUUCCGAUCUCAACCCGCUAUGCGUAUUCUCAGCGGACAGUGCCACAUCAAGGUUCGGCGAUCACACAUUUUCGAAGACUCUUUCGCAGAGAUUACUCGCCAGUCGGCUACGGAUUUGAAGAAGCGACUUAUGAUCAAAUUCGACGGCGAGGAUGGUCUCGAUUAUGGUGGUCUCUCCCGAGAAUUCUUCUUCCUCCUCUCCCACGAAAUGUUCAACCCCUUCUACUGCCUGUUUGAGUACUCGGCCCACGACAACUACACCCUCCAGAUCAACCCCCACUCUGGAAUCAACCCCGAGCAUCUCAACUACUUCAAGUUUAUUGGACGAGUUGUUGGUUUGGCCAUCUUCCACCGACGUUUCCUGGAUGCAUUCUUCAUCGGUGCGUUGUACAAGAUGAUGCUUGGAAAGGCGGUCGCCUUGGCGGAUAUGGAGGGUGUGGAUGCCGACUUCCAUCGAUCAUUGCAGUGGAUGUUGGACAAUGACAUUUCAGGCGGAAUUCUGGAGCAGACGUUCUCGACCGAGGAUGAGCGUUUCGGAGUUCUGACUACUGAGGAUCUCAUCCCCGACGGUCGAAACAUCGAUGUGACGAACGAGAACAAGAAGGAGUAUGUUGACCUCAUGGUCAAGUGGCGCAUUGAGAAGCGCAUCGCAGAGCAGUUCCAGGCCUUCAAGGAGGGGUUCCAGGAGCUCAUCCCUCAUGAGCUUAUCAACGUCUUCGACGAGCGCGAGCUAGAGUUGCUCAUUGGUGGUAUUGCCGAGAUCGAUGUCGACGACUGGAAGAAGCACACCGACUACCGUGGAUACACCGAGUCCGAUGAGGUCGUACAGAACUUUUGGUCGACGGUUCGGUCGUGGGAUGGCGAGCAGAAGUCUCGACUACUGCAAUUCACGACAGGAACCUCCCGAAUCCCCGUCAACGGAUUCAAGGAUCUCCAGGGAAGUGAUGGUCCUCGACGAUUUACCAUCGAGAAGGCAGGCGAGAUUAACAACUUGCCCAAGGCGCACACCUGCUUUAACCGACUUGACCUGCCUCCUUACAAGAAUAUGGAGAUGCUCCAAGGGAAGCUUACGAUUGCUGUGGAGGAGACCAUGGGCUUCGGCCAGGAGUAGACGACGAAGGUGUACCACUCUAGCGGGGAUGGCGAGGUCGAGCUCCCACCUGACAGCUGUGUAUUCUUCUGAGAGUCCGACCUCUCUCCCCACCC